This is a messenger RNA of Moneuplotes crassus, 1010 nucleotides long. The record is from the annotation of a GenBank genome assembly. Lineage: Eukaryota; Ciliophora; Spirotrichea; Euplotida; Euplotidae.
CAAUUUUAGAAUAAAUGAGCACCAACAAAAGCAAAGCUAUGAUCAUAUUACUCUUACUGGGCUUAAUGCUCGUAGGAACUACCGCUGCACCUUGUAAGGCCUUAGUCCUUGAAGCUGGUGGCGAUAAAGGAGCAUAUCAAGCUGGAGCCCUCAAGGGCCUAUAUGAAGCCCUAGGCGGAAAAGAAAUCGAUUACGAUGUAGUAUCUGGAGUCUCAGUUGGAGCUAUCAACGCAAUGGGGGUUUCCAUAUUCCCAUCAGGUGAAGAAAAAGAACUUACAGAUUGGAUGAUUGAAUUCUGGGAAGGCAUGACUAGAGACAAAGUCUUUGUGAACUGGCCAUAUUCCGUUGCUGAAGGUCUCUUCUGGCAUAAAGGACUCUUCAACAACUCUGUCUUCAUAGACUAUGUAAAAGAAGUGGCUCCAAGGAAGGAAAUCUUUAAAAAGGUGACGUUAGGAGCUACCGAUUUAAAAACUGGCAAAUUUGUGAGAUUCACAGAAGCCCUAGGAUUUGAAGACCUUGGAUACAAAGGAAGCAGAGCUUCCUCAGCAAUCCCAGGUAUAUUCCCAGCUGUUGACUUCAUGAACAUGACUCUUGUCGAUGGUGGAGUAGAAAACUAUCUCGAUGUCGGUGGAGCCAUCGACAGAUGCAAAGAAAUCGCUAACAAAGAUGAGGAGAUCACUAUCGACAUUAUCAUGUGUAAUGGAAAUACUUUGGAAGAAGUCGAUACUACAGACUUCAACACCAUUGAUGUUGUAAUGAGGUAUCGUGCUGUCAAAAAAUAUCGCGAUGAGAUGAAAUGGGUCAAUGACGCACUUAUGAACUUCCCUCGUGUCAACUUCAGAUAUUUGGUCAUACCAGAGAGGCCACUUUCUGGAUCAAUUUUCUUCACAAAGAAACACACUAGAAAUUUGAUCAACCUCGGAAUGGAAGAUGCUCAGAAAGCUGUGGAGAAAGGACCUUACAGCGAAUUCCACCAAGUCAAAGGAAUUAUGCAAGGAGUGUAUGCUUAA